Erythranthe guttata (spotted monkey flower) is the source of this 1371-nucleotide messenger RNA. Lineage: Eukaryota; Viridiplantae; Streptophyta; Magnoliopsida; Lamiales; Phrymaceae. The record is from RefSeq and is a predicted model, not a curated record.
AUGGAGGGUGAAAUAAUUUCAAGAGAAAACAUAAAGCCAUCUUCACCAACACCAGAUGAUAAGAAAACCCACAAGUACUCUCUACUCGACCAGAUAAUGCCACCUGUCUUUGUUUCUCUCGUCUUAUACUAUCCAAAUAUUAAUAAUAAUAAUAAUAUUGAUGAUUUCAUUUGUGAGACAACGCAAAUCCUGAAGCAAUCUCUCUCUACAACUCUCUCUCUCUACAAACCCUUAGCAGGCAGAAUCAAAGACUCCUUAUCCAUUGACUGCAACGACCAAGGUGUUCUCCUCGUCGUUGUCAAGUUUAAGGAAAACCUGUCUGAUUUCCUCAAGAAGCCCGACCCGAAAGCAUGCCGGGCCCACAUACCGGUCACACUCACGUGGGACGAACCGGGUCCCGGUUCCCACGUGGCCAUGCUCCAGGUUAACUACUUCUCUUGCGGCGGCGUAGCCAUUGGUUCACUUUUCUUUCAUAAAGUUGUGGAUGGGGUGUCGGUUGGUAGUUUCAUGAAAGCUUGGGCGGCCGCAGCUAGCGGUGGUCCGGCGGCAGCAAUCAUCCCGGACUACACAGCGCAGACUAUCUUCCCCCAGAACGAAUCCUUGCAGAGGGAGAACUGCUUACUCUCCGCCGCCAUGAGAAAAUACUUCAGAGUCGGGAAAACUGUGCUGCGGCGCUACGUGUUUGAUUCUUCCGCGAUAUCGAAACUUCGGGCAAAGAUGUCCCGGGAGAGCCUCGAGGGGCGCCCGCCGUCGAGGGUGGAGGUCGUGUCGGCCCUCAUCUGGAAGUGCUUCAUCGCUGCUUCUUCGUCGGAAAAGAAUUCGACGACGUCAGUUGCGGCUCAUGUAGUGAACAUGAGAAGAAAAGCGGACCCUGCUUUUUUGGAGCACAGCUUCGGCAAUUUCUUGUGGCUGGCACCGGCGGUGGCGGCGCCUGUCGACGACUCGGGCGGGGAUUAUUCGGUGGAGGCUUUGUUCGGGAAAGUGAGAAGCGCGAUAAGCAUGGUGGACGUUGAUUUCGUGAACAAGAUGCAAGGGGGAGGGGAAUUAGGGUUUUCCGGUUACUGGGAGAAUCUUCGAGUGACUCUAGACGAAUGCCCCGAGGAAGCGGAUUUCUUGUCAAUAUCGAGCUGGUGCAAUUUCGGUCUUUAUUCGGUUGACUUUGGGUGGGGGAAUCCAGUGUGGAUGAGUAGAUGCGAUUCUGGAAGCGACACGGAAUUUCCGUUCCUUAAUAUGCUUUGGCUUACGGACACGUGCGGUGGAGAUGGCGUAGAAGCGUGGCUGACGCUUGAUGAGAAGUGUUUUGCAGCUUUCGAUGAAAUUACGGAGAUUCAUGAUCUUGCUUCGGUGGAUCCUAGUCCAUUGUCGUCAUGA